AUGGGAUUGAACCAAACACCCUCUUUUAAGAAAAGGUUCUAUCAUGUCAAAACCAAGAGCCUAAAAGUAGCCAGUUUGCAAGAGUUAGGGCAGCAGAUGGAUCAAGUUCAACGUCAAGCCUUCCGCAAGACAUAUGGAAAAAUCUGGGACUUGGCUAUGAUAGAAGUUUCCGUGGAAGCCAUCACAUCCAUCACUCAUUACUAUGACCAACCACUAAGGUGCUUCACGUUUGGGGACUUUCAGUUGGUACCAAUCGUAGAAGAGUUUGAAGGGAUCUUGGGAUGCCCACUAGGAGGAAGGAAGUCGUAUUUUUUUUCUGGGUUAUACCCCUCCAUGGCAAGAGUAGCAAAGGUGGUCAAGAUCUUGGCACAAGAGCUAGACCGAGCAAAACAAAACAUAAAUGGGGUGGUUGGGAUACCAAGGAAGCACUUGGAAGAGAAAGAAAAAGCUUUGGCAGAUCAAGGAGAGUGGACUUCAUUUGUUGAUGUUUUAGCACUGUUGGUGUUCGGGAUCGCCCUCUUUCCAAAUGUGGAUGGGCUAGUGGAUCUAGUAGCGAUCGAUGCUUUUCUUACUUAUCACCACAACAAGGAAAGUCUGGUCAUUGCUAUUUUGGCCGACGCUUAUGACAUAUUUGACCGAAGAUGCGAGAAGAACAACAAAAGAAUUGUCUAUUGCACACCCGCUCUUUAUGUAUGGCUGGUCUCACAUUUUUCGUCAUGGAAGUAG
Messenger RNA from Glycine soja, 726 nucleotides. RefSeq lists its product as uncharacterized. The record is from RefSeq and is a predicted model, not a curated record. The coding region runs from base 1 to 726 and encodes 241 amino acids. The transcript has a single exon. Lineage: Eukaryota; Viridiplantae; Streptophyta; Magnoliopsida; Fabales; Fabaceae.